CCCGGGCUUAGAGAUUAGCUUUCCAUAAUUUGCCAGGGGAAGUUGAAGUUUAGUCUGUUGAAAUAUUGUCGUGGGAGGCUAAUCUUUCCAAGAAAGUAGUCAUCAGUCAGUCCUCUUUUGUUCUUGGUCACUUUAUGAUCCCUGCUAGAAACAGACCACUUGAUUUGGUUCGCUGGAUUUUUUGAGCAUGCUUCCUGGUGACAUGUGGCCCAGGCUUAUCUGUGUGUAGUAAGUACCCUCAUUCUCCGGGAAAUCCAGCUUCCUUGAAGAAUGGGCUCCUUGGGUACCAGGGCCUCUUCCCUUUGUGACCGGCUGCCACCCGUGGAACUGCACCUCGACACCUCCUUGCACUGAUGGGGACGUAGGCUCUGCUCGACUUCAGUCUUCCGGUCCAGCAGCUUGCGUGGGGGCCAGCUGAGGCGCAGAUGUCUGCAGCACUUUGGAACUCAGCCCCCUGUUUGCAUCCAUUGUUUGAAGCUAGAGCUGUCUAUUUUCUCUGGCUGGAUGGAGUGGCCACAGCAGGAUACUUCCUUGUCCAGAAAGGAUGCCUGGACCCAGACCUACCCACCUAGGAGGAGGAUCAGGCGUGCACAGGUCCAGGGUAUAGGUCAGCUGAAGCUGUCCAUUGAUGCCCAGGAUCGGGUUCUGCUGCUGCACAUUAUAGAAGGCAAAGGCCUGAUGAGCAGAGAGCCUGGCGUCUGUGAUCCCUACGUGAAGAUCUCUUUGAUCCCGGAAGACAACCAGCAAUGCCCUCAGAAGACACAGACCAUUCCAGACUGCAGAGACCCAGCGUUCCACGAGCACUUCUUUUUCCCUGUCCCAGAGGAGGGUGAUCAGAAGCGUCUUCUGGUGACCGUGUGGAACAGGGCCAGUGAGACCAGGCAGCAUGCACUCAUCGGCUGCAUGAGCUUCGGGGUGAGAUCCCUCUUGACUCCGGACAAGGAGAUCAGUGGCUGGUAUUAUCUGCUAGGGGAGGACCUGGGCCGGACCAAGCACCUCAAGGUGGCUAGGCGGCGGCUCCAGCCCCUGAGAGAUAUGCUGUUGAGAAUGCCAGGAGUUGGGGACCCUGAGAGUGGGGAGAAAUUCCAGGUUUCAGGAAGCCUUCGGGCUUAUCUGCAGAGGCACACAGCGCAGACAGGGCUCGGGGAGAUCACUAUCCCGAGGGGCAAAGACGGCUUUGGCUUCACCAUCUGCUGUGACUCUCCGGUCCGAGUCCAGGCUGUGGAUUCUGGGGGCCCAGCAGAGAGAGCAGGGCUGCAGCAGCUGGACACAGUGCUACAGCUGAAUGAGAGGCCCGUGGAGCACUGGAAAUGUGUGGAGCUGGCACACGAGAUCCGGAGCUGCCCUAGUGAGAUCAUCCUGCUCGUGUGGCGUGUGGUCCCCCAGAUCAAGCCAGGGCCAGAUGGUGGAGUUUUGCGGCGGGCCUCCUGCAAGUCCACACAUGACCUCCUGUCGCCCCCUAACAAGAGGGAGAAGAACUGUACCCAUGGGGCCCCGUCCCGUCCUGAGCAGCGCCACAGCUGCCAUCUGGUGUGUGACAGCUCCGAUGGCCUACUGCUUGGUGGCUGGGAGCGCUACACCGAGGUGGGCAAGCGCAGCGGCCAGCACACCCUGCCUGCACUGUCUCGGGCCACCACCCCCACCGACCCCAACUACAUCAUCUUGGCCCCGCUGAACCCUGGAAGCCAGUUGCUGCGGCCUGUGUAUCAGGAGGAUGCCAUCCCUGAAGAACCAGAGACUACCACUAAAGGGAAAUCGUACACCGGCCUGGGCAAGAAGUCCCGGCUGAUGAAGACAGUGCAGACCAUGAAGAGCCACAGCAACUACCAAGAUUGCUCGGCCCUGAGACCACAUGUCCCGCACUCGAGCUACGGCACCUACGUCACGCUGGCCCCCAAAGUCCUGGUGUUCCCUGUUUUUGUGCAGCCCCUAGAUCUCUGUAACCCCGCCCGGACUCUCCUGCUGUCUGAAGAGCUGCUGCUGUAUGAGGGGAGGAACAAGGCUUCCCAGGUGACACUGUUUGCCUACUCGGACCUGCUGCUCUUCACUAAGGAGGACGAGCCAGGCCGCUGUGACGUCCUGAGAAAUCCCCUCUACCUCCAGAGUGUGAAGCUACAGGAAGGUUCUUCAGAAGACUUGAAAUUCUGUGUGCUGUACCUGGCAGAGAAGGCAGAGUGCUUAUUCACUUUGGAGGCUCACUCACAGGAGCAGAAGAAGAGAGUGUGCCGGUGCCUGUCGGAGAACAUCGCCAAGCAACAACAGCUGGCCGCAUCGCCCCCAGAGAGGAAGAUGUUUGAGACAGAGGCAGAUGAGAAGGAGAUGCCCCUGGACAAGGGGAAGGGGCCAGGUGCUGAGGAACUCACACCCAUCAAAGACCCCUCUCCUGGCCAGGAGCUCCCUGCAGGACAAGACCUCCCACCCAGCAAGGACCCCUCUCCCGGCCAGGAGCUUCCUCCAGGACAAGACCUCCCACCCAGGAAGGACUCCUCUCCCAGCCAGGAGCUCCCUGCAGGACAAGACCUCCCACCCAGCAGAGACCCCUCUCCCAGCCAGGAGCUUCCUGCAGGACAAGACCUUCCACCCAGCAAAGACCCCUCUCCCAGCCAGGAGCUUCCUCCGGGACAAGACCUCCCACCCAGGAAGGACUCUUCUUUGGGGCAAGAAGCAGCUCCUGGCCCAGAGUCGCCAUCCGGUGAAGACACAGCUGUCCGCCAAGAGCCCCCUCAAAGCCCAGAAACCUCAACAAGCAAGAACUCCCCACUGCACCAGGGCUCUCCUCCAACCACAGAACUCCCAUCUUGCCAGGACCUUCCUACUGGUCAAGAAUCCACCCCUAGCCAGGACCCUCUGCUCAGUCAAGAGCCCCCUGUCAUCCUAGAACCCCCUGCCUCAGUCCAGAACCUUCCACCCUCUCAGGAGUCACCUCCCAGCCAGGGCUCCCCACCGGAGAAGGCCCCUGACGAACAGGCCAUCAGCUCUGGGGAGCUAGCCGCGACCACCGCAGCUGUACCUCGGGCCUCCCGGCCCCACUUUGUGAUCCCCGAGGUCCGGCUGGAUAGCGCCUACAGCCAACGGGAUGGGGCCCACGGGGGCAGCUCUGGCGAGGAUGAGGAUGCAGAAGAGGGAGAGGAAGGGGAAGAGGGGGAGGAAGAUGAGGAGGAAGACACCAGCGACGACAACUAUGGGGACCGCAGCGAGGCCAAGCGCAGCAGCCUGAUUGAGACCGGCCAAGGUGCGGAGGGCGGCUUCUCACUGCGCGUGCAGAACUCGCUGCGGCGCCGGACGCACAGCGAGGGCAGCCUGCUGCAGGAGGCCCGGGGGCCCUGCUUCGCCUCUGACACCACCCUAAACUGCUCUGAUGUCGAGGGCACCGCGUCCACCUGGGCCAUCCCUUCACCCCGCACCCUCAAAAAAGAACUGGGUCGUAAUGGAGGCUCCAUGCACCACCUUUCCCUGUUCUUCACUGGACACAGGAAGAUGAGUGGGACUGACCUCGGGGAUGAUGAUGAAGCCUCCCGGAAGAGAAAGAGCAAAAACAUAGCCAAGGACAUGAAGAAUAAGCUGGCUAUCUUCAGGAGGCGAAAUGAAUCUCCGGGGGCCCCGCCAGCCAGCAAGACAGACAAGACGACAAAGUCCUUCAAGCCUACCUCGGAGGAAGCCCUCAAAUGGAGCGAGUCUCUGGAGAAGCUGCUGCUUCACAAGUAUGGCUUAGAAGUGUUUCAGGCCUUCCUUCGCACUGAGUUCAGUGAGGAGAAUCUGGAGUUCUGGCUAGCUUGUGAGGACUUCAAGAAGGUCAAAUCACAGUCCAAGAUGGCAGCCAAAGCCAAGAAGAUCUUUGCCGAAUUCAUCGCGAUCCAGGCUUGCAAGGAGGUAAACCUGGACUCAUACACACGAGAACACACCAAGGACAACCUGCAGAGUGUCACGCGAGGCUGCUUUGACUUGGCACAAAAACGUAUCUUUGGGCUCAUGGAAAAGGACUCCUACCCUCGCUUUCUCCGCUCCGACCUCUACCUGGACCUCAUUAACCAGAAGAAGAUGAGCCCCCCGCUCUAGGGACCACCAGUAUCCAGCUCAGCGUUCACACCAAGCGGAAGCAGGCUCCCUGCCCAUCCGCCUCCCUCCCCUGUGACGGAGGGGGCAAGCGAGCCCCCAAAGGCUGUGUCUCCAGACAGACAGAAGGACAUUUGGAUUCGAGACCUGGACUGAGAGAGACCCAGGCCGCUACAGGAGUAGGAGGACAGGCCGCAUCGGGUCCUCAAUGCUCCGGUACGAGGGGACCAAGGGCUCUGGCAGGCCCAAGCAGGAUCAGGAGCUGUGGCUCCAUGCUUUGGAGAUUCAGAGACUUCACGCUGACCAAGUUCCUUCGAGAACUGGCGAGGGGAGGUCUGGAGGCCCAGGCCUGGGCUCCGAGGACGUCUCGGGGGCCGCGGGGGCUCACAGCUCGGAUCCUCCCCCAUUGAACUUUAUUUAUUUAAACUGUAGUUGGAUGCUUGGCAAUGAACUGUAAUAGGAAACCUUUGCCCUGCCAGUUUUCUUAAUUUACAAGUGCAAUAUCUUAACCAAUGCCUUGUUAAAGCCACCUGGAGAGGUGGCCACCACCCUGCAGUUUCAGGGCAUUUGCUGGUCCCAGGAACCAGUGGUGGCAGCUGGGCCUUCUAGACUGACAAGGCCUUGCGGGGAUGCUGCAGAAAUCUGGCACCCCCUGGGUGGGUGUCGUUCCCCCCCCCCCCCCAAGAGAUCUGGGAAAGCAUAGUGCCCUCCAGCCACACAGGAACAAGUGUUGGAACGAAUAAAUGGCCUGUGUUCUUCUCA
Messenger RNA from Peromyscus eremicus (cactus mouse), 4815 nucleotides. It is a transcript of the gene Rgs3, whose product is annotated as regulator of G protein signaling 3. Lineage: Eukaryota; Metazoa; Chordata; Mammalia; Rodentia; Cricetidae. The record is from RefSeq and is a predicted model, not a curated record. Gene Ontology annotation, biological process: signal transduction. The coding region runs from base 505 to 4056 and encodes 1183 amino acids. Gene Ontology annotation, molecular function: protein binding. Gene Ontology annotation, cellular component: nucleus; plasma membrane. The transcript is spliced from 26 exons.